This is a messenger RNA of Nematostella vectensis (starlet sea anemone), 2054 nucleotides long. RefSeq lists its product as uncharacterized. Lineage: Eukaryota; Metazoa; Cnidaria; Anthozoa; Actiniaria; Edwardsiidae. Bases 330 to 1925 code for a protein of 531 amino acids. The record is from RefSeq and is a predicted model, not a curated record. The transcript has a single exon.
GAGACCAUAAUUGUUCACUUGUCUUAGCACCCAGCUUCAAAUAAAUACAUCCCCUUUCCCAUCCCAACAAUGGAUAAGUUAUAUAAAGUAACAUCCGCUCAAAAUAAUCGGGGGCUUGCCCCCCCUUCCCUUCCGACGCCCCCCUGGUUCGACAAAAAAUGAACAAUUAGCAUGGGUGGGCCACCUGUGCUCGACCCAGUCCCCACUCGGAAUCUGACAUGGCGGAUGAAGUGACCGCAAACCUUGCUUGAAAUCAUACUUAUAACGGAAGAGACAAAUGAUAAAGGCUGUGCUACUUUUAAAAGGUACGUCUUGAAAAUAUUUCAAUAAUGGAUGAACCCGAAACCGGCAUCAUCCUGUGGGCUAUUGAGUGGAUAAACGAGAACUUGACCAAACUUGGGGCCACGGCCGUGUACACUCUUUUCUUGAUGACCAUUAUGGGUCUCCUCCGAGGAUUCAUCCGCAAGCGACGACAGCACGAUGAAGACUCAAAACAGGAGUCUUCUUUCAGAAAGCUGUGUAAAUAUGAAAGUGCGUUAGACACGCUUCAUAAAUAUGGUGGGUCAAUAACGGCCAACGUUUUGCUGGUAAGGUCACGUGUAUCGGUUUCUACGUCUAAAGUACGGCGAGCUUUGAGUUGUCUGACUAAGCGCCAUCCAUUGUUACGCACAAUGAUCGACAGAAGAAAAGUCUAUUUUGACGGAAAAAAACGCAUCGAAAAGUAUUUGAAAGAGAUGGAAGUAACAAACUUUGCAGAACAUCAUCUCAGGCUAAAGGCUACAACUGCUGAUAAAUGGAUAACUGUAUUUGAAAGGGAACUACAGAAGCAGUUUCCCCCUAAAGGCCCUCUCUGGAGGUUUGUUAUGCUGAAAGAGCAAUUUGAUCCUGAAAAGAAGACUUACUUUAAUGCUUUUGUUCUCUCCACCCAUUUUCUGAUCUGCGAUGGAGUGUCAGCAUUGGCUUUUUUUAAGGAGUUUUUGGAUUAUCUCAAUUCAGAGGGGCAAGAUGUGGAAAAUGAAACAAGCUUCAAACUGCUUCCCACUUUCUCUAACUUGAUACAUCAUCACGCCUCAGCAAAAUCACUUUCUGCAUUGCUAGAUGAAAGGGCUAAAACCAUCAUACACAAGUUGUUUAGUAGACUUCAAACAAAGGCUCAAAAGCCUCGCAAGAACAUUUUCACUUCAAAGUUCUCCCCUGUUAUUUUAAAAAAUCCAACUGUAUUCAAGAAAACAUGUAUCUUGCCAAUGUCUCUAUCCAAGAUUGAAGUUAACCAUCUUGUCAGGGUGUGUCAAAAAAGGCAGUGCACAGUGCAUGGUGCAUUUACAGCUGCUGCCUCCAUUGCGAUGUCGGUGUUACUGGUCGAUAGUGAUAAUGAGGGAUUUACUACAAUUCCAGCUAGCGUCCAAAUCAACACCAGAAAAUACUGCAGUCCUGUGGCAAAAACUUGUCACUUAGGGUGCUUUGUGUUAAAUUGCUCUUUUGAAUCUAAAGCCAAGCCUUCUGCAGAGUUUUGGGAAGUGGCUAAAUAUUCUAGUGAUGCUAUUCAUCAAGCCAUCACAGAAGGCAAGCAUUUGCAAGGUGUCCGACUCAAUUUGCCCUACUCAAGUCAAAACAUCCCUCUUGGAGAGCUGUCAAACGAUGACACUGUGGCUGGAAGAACAGCAGAUCUGUUUAACAUUUCUAAUCUUGGAAAAUAUGUUAAUGAGUCAUUUGGUGAAGGAGAGCAGCCACUUGCCUUUGCUGGGUUUUACCAUGCUGUUGCUGAGCAUAAUGUUGGACCAGUAUUCUCUCACAAUAUUGCAACUGUAAAUGGUACUCUAUUCUGGGGAAUGACUUAUCAUACUAAUGUUGUGGUUGAUAAAGUUACCAGAAAUUAUGCUGACUUGGUGCUUGCUACCCUCAAAAAGGCAGUAGAAAAGCCUUGACUUCUUAAAAUACGUCUUUCUGUAUUUUUUAUACAUUUCUCUUCUCAAAGUCAUUCAAAUUAUAGAGCAUACCAAUGAUCUCACUUUUCCUUUUAAGUAGUGGAUACCAAAUAAAGCACAUCAUUGUUA